AUGGUCACUCAAGAAGACCGCAAUAUCUUGCGCGCGGAGAUUCGCUCUCGCGGUAACAAGCUCUCAGUUGCCGAUCGCGAGAAUCUGAUUAAGCCCUACCUGCCCGAUCCCGCAGACCUGCCACGGACGCGGUCCAGAGCAUCUACGACCUCUUCAUCCCACCAACGGCGCCAGAAAGCUCGCAAGAAGCCAAUCCGUACAUUCAUCAAGUCGCAGAUUCAUCAUUUCACCUAUGCACUCACUCACAUCAUCUUUGGCAUCAUCGUGCGCUUGCUCCAGGCCUACCAUGCCGUUGUUGAUCGCGUCUUCGCUGUCGUCUACCACCACCACCGGACGCCCGAGCUGAUCCGGAAGGAUGUUCGGGAUUUAAAGCGAUUGCCCGAGCACUUGAGUAUGAUCUUGACAUUGCGGACCGAGGACGAUGCGUUGGCAGUCUUGAUGGAUGAGGUGGCCGAGUUGACAGCUUGGAGUGCCUGUGCGGGGAUUUCGCAGCUCAGUAUAUAUGAGAAGACAGGUGCCUUGAAAUCAUGCAUUCCAGCUCUGCAUCAAAUCAUCACCACCAAGCUCGCAUCCUACUUCGGCUCCCCAUCGCAGCAGCCUUCCCUGCGGCUCUUUGCUCCCCACCACCCCGUUUUCGGUGCCACAGCUGACUCCAAGUCUGAGGUUCCUCCCAUGACACUGCUUCUCCUCUCUGCCACCGAUGGCCGGGAGACCAUGGUGGAUCUGACCAAGACCCUGGCCGAGAUGUCACAGAAUGGAAAGCUGUCACCAGAGGAUAUCACCCCAGAACUGGUGGACGCAGAGCUCAGUGAAAUCACCUCCCAGCCACUUCAGCCUGAGGGACGAUCGGACCGCGUCCCAGCCAAUAUCAUUAAUCCUGAGCCAGAUCUUUUGCUGGUCUUCUCAUCUUAUUUGAAAUUGGAUGGCUACCCGCCAUGGCAGAUCCGCCUUACUGAGAUGUACUGCACCGGAGAUCGCAGUCAUGGUGUAGCCGGGUACGGUGAAGCUGUGGAGUAUCAGGGCUUCAUGCGUGGUCUGUGGCACUACGCUGGAGCUCAGAUGCGGUUUGGACGGUAG
Penicillium verhagenii is the source of this 1077-nucleotide messenger RNA. Its product is annotated as ditrans,polycis-polyprenyl diphosphate synthase. Gene Ontology annotation, molecular function: ditrans,polycis-polyprenyl diphosphate synthase [(2E,6E)-farnesyl diphosphate specific] activity. Bases 1 to 1077 code for a protein of 358 amino acids. The record is from RefSeq and is a predicted model, not a curated record. Gene Ontology annotation, cellular component: endoplasmic reticulum membrane; dehydrodolichyl diphosphate synthase complex. The transcript has 2 exons. NCBI's taxonomy places the organism in Eukaryota, Fungi, Ascomycota, Eurotiomycetes, Eurotiales, Aspergillaceae.